AUGCUAUCGAUAUUUAUACUAUUUUGCGGCCUGCCCGGCUUGGCCAGCGGAUUGUAUAGACAGGCAAACAACUAUCGGUACUACGAUGACCUGACAGGACUAUGGACCUUUAUGAAAGAGCCCCAUAAUGCCGGGGAUCGAGGGAUUGAGCAAGAAUGGUUCAAGAAGGACCUGUCCAAAAUGGAGAAUUCCACCGUAAUGCCCGUUCCCGUCGCCUACAACGACAUGAGCGCCGAGGCGUCGCUGCGGGACCACGUCGGCUGGGUGUGGUACCAGAAGAACGAGUUUAUUCCGGAUCGUGACAAGGAUUUGCGCAUAUUCCUGACCUUCGAAUCGGCGCAGUACUACGCUGUAGUGUACUUCAACAGCAAACUGAUCGGCGAGCACGAGGGUGGGCAUCUACCAUUUUCGUUUGAAGUUACUGACCAUGUAAAGUUCGGCGCCGACAACAAAAUUACGGUAGCCGUCAACAAUACAUUGUCGUACUCCACGAUUCCGGAAGCCGAAUUCCAAUACAAAGCAAGGAAGGAGAUGGCUUUUGGGGGGAAUCAGUCAAUGACCCAGUACGCGCCCGGGUUCUUCGAGAUGACGGUGCAGUUCGACUUUUUCAACUACGCUGGACUGCUCAGGACGGUGUAUCUGGAGAAGAAGCCCAAGAUUCAUAUCGAUGACAUUCGGGUGGUGUCGGAUCAUGUUGGAGCCAUUUUCUGGAAAAUCGUGCUCGACGGCUCCGCCGGACUGACCGGAAGUGGUCAGGUAAAGAGUCCGAAGCUGUGGUGGCCGAGAGGAAUGGGAGAUCCGAAUUUGUAUAUAUUCCGAGUGGAAAUCUCGUCUCCAGAUGGACAAAUUGUUGAUCAAUACGACGAGGAAUUCGGGUUCCGCUCCGUUACUUACGACAAUCAUCAGAUGUACAUCAACAACAAGCCGUUCUACUGCAUUGGAUUUGGGAUGCACGAAGAUUCGGAGAUUCACGGUCGCGGCUACGACGAGGCGGUGAUGACAAAGGAUUUGAAUCUUUUUGAAUGGGUUGGAGCCAACUGCUACCGUACCUCGCACUACCCAUAUGCACAGGAAAGGAUCCGAGAGUCGGAUCGUCGCGGAAUUGCUGUGAUUUUGGAGACGCCGGCUGUCGGGUUGAAGGUCUUCACUGACCACAAUCUAAAACUGCACAAGCAGAUCGUGACCGAGAUGAUCAUGAGGGACAAGAAUCAUCCAUCUGUGAUCAUGUGGAGUUUAUCCAACGAGCCCCACACCGAGCGGAAGGAGUCGAGGAAUUACUUCAAAACACUUGUCGAUCUGGCCCACGACUUGGACCAAAGCCGCCCUGUCACGAUUGUUUACGGACCUUCACACUGGGAAGAUGAUCAAACGGCCGAUCUUAUCGACGUGGUGUGCCUGAAUCGCUACUGGGGCUGGUAUGACGAUAUGGGGUAUCUGGAGACGGUUAAUCAAUCCGUCGUUUUCGACUACACGAUGUGGUACGAGAAGUUCAAGAAGGCCAUGAUUAUGACGGAAUAUGGAGCUGAUAGUAUCGUGGGGCUGAAUCAGCAACCAGCCGUCGACUUCUCCGAACAAUACCAAAAUGAGCUGAUCCGCGAGACGCACAAGGCGCUUGAUCAUCUACGGAAAGCCAAGAUUCUCACGGGAGAGAUGAUUUGGAACUUUGCCGAUUUUAUGACGGCACCAGCCGCGCUACGCGCUGUCGGGAACCACAAAGGAAUCUUUACGCGAACUCGCCAAGCCAAGCAAGCGGCUUAUACUUUGAGGGAUCGCUACCUGAAGCUCCUGCCACAACUC
This is a messenger RNA of Mesorhabditis spiculigera, 1797 nucleotides long. NCBI's taxonomy places the organism in Eukaryota, Metazoa, Nematoda, Chromadorea, Rhabditida, Rhabditidae. The record is from the annotation of a GenBank genome assembly.